AUGAAAAUCAAAAGGACCAGAAACCGCCCCACCAAGUCCUGUCUCGAAUGCAAUAGAAGAAAGCAAAAGUGCGACCGCAAAUCUCCAUGUCGGCAUUGUAUCAGUCGCGGUGUAGCAGGCCGCUGUAUCUACCAAGAACAACCCAAGCAACCUAUAAAUCAAACAUCUAAUAAAAAGCCUGCCAGUCACGGCUCCGAAGGCAGUGAAUCAAAUGCAUCAGAUUUCGAGGAAAGUUCAGAUCUUGGAUAUACGACACAUGGAUCUGGCGCCCUCCGAGAAAUUGAAAAGAUUGCGUCCUUUCCACCACCAAAAGCGAGAGUUGGUAGAGGUGGAUCUACAUGUCUUCUGAAUCGGCACAUUAUCCAACAAUCUCUGCCUCAUAAGACAGUUAUGGACCUUCUUACUCGUACAUUUUUCAAGGAAAUAAAUCGAGUGUAUGAGGUGGUUUAUGAGCCUAUAUUUUGGCGGGAUUACGAUGAAUGGUGGUCGAAGCCCGAUAAUAACGACAGCGACAUUAAUAAGCUAGACUUUGCGCUUCUUAUGAUUCGCAUUUGUAUUUUGAGCACGCAUAUUCUUGCAGUAACGGACAGAGAUAUUACCUCACAGAAUAAUUUGCUAGCCGAAUACUCGCAAUCGCCGGGCAAGCUCGAAAACAAUCUAUGCUGUCUAGCUGCAGAUUUGGAAUCCAAGCGGCCACAGAAACACUCUUUCCUUGUUGUUCAGCAUAUGUUCUUUCGAGUAUGCUAUCUCAAAAACAAAGGUAAAAUCAAACAUAGCUGGUUUGUUCUGGCAGAUACCGUGAAGGAGGCCCACGAGAUCGGUCUCCAUUUGGAGGAUACACUCACGCUAGAUAUGAGUGAGCUAGACCGAGAGUUGCGGAGACGACUUUUUUGGAGCCUUUACGUUUGGGAUCGAUUUAUGUGUACAUUCCUUGGCCGCUGGCCACUCAUUCCAGAGGAUCACUGCGAUAUUUCUCUUCCGCAUGACAGCAUCCAAGCCAUCACAACAACACCAGAAGUCCUUACCCAUUUUACAGAUCGACUCUAUCAUAUCCAUGUUGCACGGUUCAUCUCGAAGACUAUGGGUUCAAAGUCUUGGAAGAUGGAUCAGUAUGAUCCUGUUGUGGUGGCUCAGAAUCAUGCACGUUUCGAAAAGGAAAUUCUCUGCAAACUUCCUAGAGCACUCUCUCUUACUAUGGCCGAUACAAGCUGGGACGUCGCCUUCCCGGUGCUGGCCGUGAAACGUGAAGAUCUGCACCUAUCGCUGUACGCUGCUGUUGCUGGUUUAUAUCGUGGAUUCACGAAUCCCUGGGAACAAAAUACCAAUAGUGAUAACGUGCAGGAGGAAGAACCUUCUGUUCUAGUGAUAACCUAUUUUGAACGAUUAAUCACAGAGCUGUGUAAUAUUCUUGAUUCCUCUAUGAGAUUGUACGAAAUGUGCCAAAACAAUCCUCAUACCGAGGGGCUUUUCAUGAUACCAAUGUCUAUGGUUGAAGCACUUUCCCAAAUCGGGCUAUGCUUUAGGGCAGCAGAGUCACAAAAAGCGGCAAAAUGGGCCAUGCGGAAUGCUGAAUGGGCGAGGGCAAUCAAUUACAGGUUACAAUUUGACGUCUGUAAGAAGUUCGGUGCAGCGUAUGCAGUGCUGAAACAUCAGAGCCAAAAUUCACGAAUCGCCAAGCAGGGAAUGCUGAUAUUAUCGGAACUGGCUUCACAGAUUCAAUCUUUCUCUAACUCGGGAAAGUCGAUUUUUGCGAAUAUUCAGUCCUCUCCUACUGAGGAGGGUUUGUCAUUUACCACUGGGAACGUCGCAUGGGAGAAUAUGGACCAAGUUCCGGCUUUCCCUCUCGAUCAGUCUACUAUUGACGACAGGCUUUUCGACUGGGUAGACUUCGCAACUUCCUCUGACCGCUCCUGGUUCUUCGACGCUCAGGCUGAGUUGUUCGCCUAG
This is a messenger RNA of Talaromyces proteolyticus, 1947 nucleotides long. RefSeq names its product fungal-specific transcription factor domain-containing protein. The transcript is spliced from 3 exons. Gene Ontology annotation, molecular function: DNA binding; zinc ion binding; DNA-binding transcription factor activity, RNA polymerase II-specific. NCBI's taxonomy places the organism in Eukaryota, Fungi, Ascomycota, Eurotiomycetes, Eurotiales, Trichocomaceae. Gene Ontology annotation, cellular component: nucleus. Bases 1 to 1947 code for a protein of 648 amino acids. Gene Ontology annotation, biological process: regulation of DNA-templated transcription; DNA-templated transcription. The record is from RefSeq and is a predicted model, not a curated record.